Molecule: messenger RNA, 357 nt
Organism: Phaedon cochleariae (mustard beetle)
Lineage: Eukaryota; Metazoa; Arthropoda; Insecta; Coleoptera; Chrysomelidae
Source: the annotation of a GenBank genome assembly
AUGACCAUUGAAAUCUGCAAAUUGCUGUACAUGGAUACUGAUAGUUUUAUAUAUGAACUAAAGUGUAAUGAUGUGUAUGCAGAAAUGAUAAAGACCGAUAUUUCUAGAUUUGAUACAUCCGAAUAUGUUGUGGAUAAUAAUUAUUUGAUCCCUCAGGCAAAUGAAAAAAAAUUGGGUUUUUUAAAGGAUGAGGCCAAUGAAAAAAUCGUAACUCAUUUUGUAGGGUUACGUUCGAAAAUGUAUACUAAUAAAGUACAAGGAGGUAAGGUUGUAAAAAAGUCCAAAGGGGUGAAAACUAAUUUUGUGAAAAAUAAAAUUGGUUUCGAAGACUAUUUGGCUUGCUUGAAAGAGUUUUAA